AGCACUGUACCGAUAAAAGUCCGAGGCAAUUUGACUCGAUCGUAUCGUUUCGUUCUUGUCAAACCAAAUCCUUGUGUAACUACACAAGGAUUUGAAUUCCUUCAACGAAUGACCUUGAAUUCAUUCUCCAUUUACUGACAGAUAUCUGUGUACUCAUGUGCACAUGACAAUUCCAUGUCGGCAGCUGUUGUCUGGGGGGAUGAAGGACUUGCUCUCGUGUAUGAAUCAUGGUACAAAACACGACGCACUCGAACUUGGAUGAUUGCACCUGGGAAUCUUGAAGCAGAAGGGCGUCAUCUUUUUGAUCGCUCAUCAGAAGAUGUCUACGCAGAUCCUGGUUCACCCAUGCUUCGCAGAACUUCUCUUGGAACGUACGUUCUUGCAGGUGUCAAAGAUGCUGAUGGCAAGAAGAGACUGCUCCUGAAUGGAAGUGGCGCGACCCCACAAGGCAAUAUCCCUUUCUUGGAUCUGCUGGAAAUCGAGUCAGGUGAAAAACAGCGAAUCUGGGAAAGCAGCAAGGAGACUUAUUUCGAGACAGUCCUAGCUUUGAUGUCAGAUCAGUUGGAUGGAGAUCUGGAACUGAACAAGUUACAUAUUUUGGUCUCAAAGGAAUCUCAAACCGAACCACCUCAGUAUUAUCUGCGAUCCUGGCCUGAGCAAACUGUCUGUCAAAUUACAGACUUCCCUCAUCCGUAUCCUCAAAUAGCUAAUCUGAAGAAGGAGAUUAUACGAUACGAACGGAGCGAUGGUGUGCAACUUACAGCAAAUUUGUAUUUACCUCCAGCGUAUGACCCGGCUACUGAUGGGCCACUGCUAAUGUGGGCAUACCCAAGGGAAUUCAAGAGCAAAGAUAACGCUGGCCAGAUGAGAGGAUCACCUCAUAGUUUUGCAGGCAUUGGAUCUACUUCAGCAUUGUUGUGGUUGGCUAGAAGAUUUGCUAUUCCGGAUGGUCCGACCAUGCCCAUCAUUGGCGAAGGAGACGAGGAGGCCAAUGACAGGUACGUGGUCUAUCGUAAUUUACUCGCAAUUGUUCGCUUAGUGCCGCUGCAUAUCAUUUACCUUCAGCCGGAGCCCCGAUGUCACAAGGUAUUUCAGUCCUCCAACCAUGAAAGUAAGACAAAUCGGCACUCGGAUCUCGCUAAUAUCGGUUAGACGGCCACAGUGGAGGUGGUUCCUCAUCUGAAUCAAAAUUGAUUGUGCUGAUCUCAGAGUACUUGCGAAACCGACGCGAUGACAUCAGAGACGGAAGUAAGUACUUGCGUGCGUGCGUGCGCGCGCUAUCAUUCGAAAAGAUUCACUUCGGCCCCGAGCCUGGUAUGGUGGUAUAGGAUAACGGGCUGAGUGUAUAUGAGGAAGGGGCUGUCCAGAGCAAGAACGCAAGAACUUGUAAAGCAGACGCACCGAGUGAAGAGAAGAAUG
Messenger RNA from Marchantia polymorpha subsp. ruderalis, 1419 nucleotides. Lineage: Eukaryota; Viridiplantae; Streptophyta; Marchantiopsida; Marchantiales; Marchantiaceae. The record is from the annotation of a GenBank genome assembly.